UUGCAUGCAAACCCGCAACAGCAGUUGACCUAAUAGUCUCAACAGGUGCUGCAGUCACCAGACCUCUGGCUGGGAAGACUACUCGCAAUGCGAUAAGGUUGCUGAAUGUUUUCGCUGUACGCAGACGAAAAGCCAUACUACGAUUAUGA
Messenger RNA from Paraglomus occultum, 149 nucleotides. The record is from the annotation of a GenBank genome assembly. NCBI's taxonomy places the organism in Eukaryota, Fungi, Glomeromycota, Glomeromycetes, Paraglomerales, Paraglomeraceae.